AUGGAACGAGUGGCAGCAACUGGGGCUGCACUGGUGGCACUGGGAGCACCCCCAGCUCCGGGCGUGGAGCUCUCGGGGGUGUUCCAGAGGAUGUAUAAGGCCGAGUGUUACUUCAUUAACGGCACGGAGAAGGUGAGGUUCGUGAAGAGGUACAUCUACAACCGGGAGCAGCUCUUCCACCUUGACAGCAACGUGGGGCUGUUUGUGGGGGGUACCCCUUAUGGGGAGAAACAGGCCCAUUACCGGAACAGCAAACUGGAAUUACUGGAGUACAAAUGGAGUCAAGUGGACACGUUCUGCCGGCACAACUACGAGGUGUACAGCCCGCUCUUCGCGGAGCGCAGAGGUGAGCAUGGGGCAGAGCGUUGUGUUCCCCCCAGCGUUUCCAUCUCGCGGCUGCCCUCCAGCUCCCAGCCCGGCCCCGGCCGCCUGCUCUGCUCCGUGAUGGAUUUCUACCCUGCCCACAUCCAGCUGAGCUGCUUCCAGGGCCAGCAGCAGCUCUCGGGGCACGGGGGCACCGCCGUGGUCCCCAACGGGGACUGGAGCCAGCUGCUGCUGGUGCUGCUGGAAACCUCCCCGCGGCGCGGGGUCACCUCCAGCUGCCAGGUGGAGCACGUCAGCCUGGAGCAGCCCCUGAGCCGGCACUGGGGCACGGGGGAGAUGCUGCCAGAUGACACCCACAGCAAGAAGCUGACAGGGGGGGGCUUCAUGUUGGGCUUCAUCUUCCUGGUGCUGGGGCUCAGAAUUGAGGGGGACCCUGCAAGGGGACCGUGA
Messenger RNA from Hirundo rustica (Barn swallow), 774 nucleotides. RefSeq names its product class II histocompatibility antigen, B-L beta chain-like. The record is from RefSeq and is a predicted model, not a curated record. Gene Ontology annotation, biological process: positive regulation of T cell activation; immunoglobulin production involved in immunoglobulin-mediated immune response; antigen processing and presentation of exogenous peptide antigen via MHC class II. Gene Ontology annotation, cellular component: MHC class II protein complex; membrane. Lineage: Eukaryota; Metazoa; Chordata; Aves; Passeriformes; Hirundinidae. Gene Ontology annotation, molecular function: MHC class II protein complex binding.